UAAUGAUUUUUGUCCAGAAAACAUUUGGAUGAUUGACGUGUUGUUAAAAAAGCGAACCGAUAUCGUAUCAUUUGACAAGCCUUUUAUCUCUCAUGCAGGCGGCAUCUGGAACGGUGCCGUCGUGUAUUACGGCACCGUAAUGGAAUCACCGAACGGAACUUUGUUGGCAAUAGGAAAGCAAUGCAAGCCGGGAGCGGCGCAGGUUGAAGGUCCUGCAGCAUCGUGCGUUACUUGCUCGAUUGGAAAAUAUCACGCAAGCAUUCGAGGAGUCGCCGAAUGCUUGAAAUGUCCCACGGGAACGACAACAAAGAAAGAAGGAAGUAGAUCGGUUACAGACUGCAUCUGUGAACCAGAUUACUGUGGGCACGGAAGUUGCAAAGUCUUGGCGACGGACGGCGCUGUGUGCAGUUGCCCUUUUAUCUUUGUCGGUAACCGAUGCAACAACAUCAACUAUUUCUUGAUUGUCAUGAUACUCGGAGGAUUAACGGGCUUCGUCGUGGUCACUACAGCUCUUGUAUGUUGCGGUCUGAGAACGAUACGUCAUCGCAGGUCGAGGCGACGAACGGAAAAGGAAUUGGAAGAGACACGCAAAGCGUUUACCAUUCUCUCGCAAGAAAUAGAAUUGCAAGGUCGACUGGACGAAGAUUGUCCCGGUGGAUACGGUCAAGUCCAUAAGGCCAGAUACAGAGACUGGACAGUGGCGGUUAAACAGUUACAGCUUGUGAUGAUGGAAUGGGCUGAUAUAAGAAGAGAGUUUCUUAGAGAAAUUCAAUUCAUGAGAACGGUACGUCAUCCUAAUAUUGUCAUGUUCAUCGGUGCCGGUCAGUACGAAGAGGUACAACCAUUUCUUGUGGUAGAGUUUAUGAGCGGCGGAGCUCUUCGCUCGCUUCUAGACAACGACGACGUCCAACUUACUCUAAGCGACCAACUUCGGUUUGUUCUGGACACUGCGGAGGGAAUGAAACAUUUGCAUAUGCUAGAUCCACCUCGCAUUCAUAGAGAUUUGAAGAGUGCGAACCUGUUGCUGAGCGAAAAGAGACGCGUCAAAGUGUCCGACUUUGGUUCUGCUCGUCUAAUACCACGAGUAAACGGAAAUGAAUCUCGGCGAGCGAAUAAUCGUGAACGAGAAGACGACAUGCCGCUUUUGAGCAGCAGUAGUCACCUUACCCAAAGGUUCAUUGGAACAAGCCGUUGGCGUUCACCCGAGUUGUGGAAAAAAGAAAUAUACGGAACUGCGACGGACGUCUACAGUUUUGCAAUAGUCGUGUGGGAGAUCGUGACAAGACAGACGCCGUUUUCUGGGAACGAGUACAAAUUUGAUGCAAGGAUCGAAGAUGCAGUAAUAACUGGUGUCAGACCGACUCUACCGGCCGAGACCGACAAAGGUUUACGUUAUAUUAUCGAGCAAUGUUGGCAAGGAAAACCAAAGGACAGACCGACUUUUGUAGAUAUCGUGGUCCUGGUUCGGUCUAUACUGCAAUCAACGCAGCAAUCUGAAAAUGACGUCAUCGAUGUUGAACGUCAGUAUUCCUUCGUUGUACAGCCUUCAAACACUCCACGUUGCGUGACAGACGACCUCGAUGCAACUCGAUCUGUCUAGAAGCUGAGCAAUAUUAGACAUGUAAAAUUAGCUAAGCUAGUGUACUAGCUAGACUAUGCUAGUUACAGGUAAUCGCAGUGUCUGCACUUUCAACUUAACUUAAUUCCAUUCUAGUCAACGACUUACAAAUGGUACAGUACAAUCUGUAGAUUUUUUGGUAGACAAGUGUCUUUUGCAGAGUAAUUAAUUAAUGAAGCAUGCAUGUGCGUAUACUCUCGCUUGGACAUGCAUGCAUCAAUGCAUAGACAUACAGUAGCUAGAUAAGCAUUUUAAUAAAACUACAAUACAAUUACAAUUA
Molecule: messenger RNA, 1898 nt
Organism: Corticium candelabrum
Lineage: Eukaryota; Metazoa; Porifera; Homoscleromorpha; Homosclerophorida; Plakinidae
Product: dual specificity protein kinase shkA-like
Exons: 2
Coding region: 29-1600 (523 amino acids)
Biological process (GO): protein phosphorylation
Molecular function (GO): ATP binding; protein serine/threonine kinase activity
Source: RefSeq, a predicted model, not a curated record